This is a messenger RNA of Vigna umbellata (rice bean), 2460 nucleotides long. The record is from RefSeq and is a predicted model, not a curated record. NCBI's taxonomy places the organism in Eukaryota, Viridiplantae, Streptophyta, Magnoliopsida, Fabales, Fabaceae.
UUUCGAUCCAUCGUUCAAUCCUCCUGCUACCCUAUCGCCGCCUACCUCGCCGUCCGCCACAACCGCGCACAUGUCAUCGCCCUGGGUGCUUUUCUCUGGGCUGCCGCCACCUUCCUUGUUGCAUUCUCCUCCACUUUCUUCCAGGUCACCGCUGUUUCUUACGACACAAGUUACAACUCUUAAAUUCAUAUGAAGGGGGAAGAGUGUUUCUAAAUUCGGGAUACCAGGGUUGUAGAAUUUGUAAUCUAGGUCUUUUUCUACCAAAUGCCUAACAAAUUAUGAAUGUGUUGGAAUAUUAGCGGAUGUUUUCUUAAUAUCCGAUCAACUGUUUUUAUCAGCUUAUCUACUUGAAAGGACUUCGAUAAAGUGGCAGUAGUUGAAGGGAGAAAUUCAUUCGAUUCCAUUUAUUUUAGUUUUUUUUACAAGUGUUUAUAGAAAAAAAUAUUUACACAUAAUCAUCUGAGAUAAUUUUAGCGUAUCUUUUGCUAAUGGAAGUUUGUCUGGACUUUAAGCCUCAAAAUUCUGGUAAAAGCAUGGAGUUGGGGAUAUCACCUUAUAAUUUUUCUUUUGUUAUAACAGGUAGCUUUGUCACGAGCAUUUAAUGGAAUUGGCCUUGCGCUUGUAGCACCUGCAAUCCAGUCUCUUGUUGCUGACUCAACUGAUGACAGCAAUCGUGGCAUGGCUUUUGGAUGGCUUCAACUAACAGGCAAUGUUGGUUCGAUUAUUGGUGGCCUCUUCUCAGUGUUGAUAGCUCCAAUUACUGUGUUUGGAAUCCCUGGUUGGAGAAUUUCCUUUCACAUUGUUGGACUAAUAAGCAUUAUAGUAGGUGUUUUAGUAUACCUCUUUGCCAAUGACCCACACUUCUCAGAUAAUGGUAGAAAUGAUAGGAGGCAAGCUCCAAAUAAAACAUUUUGGUCUGAAGUGAAAGAUCUGGUUGAGGAGUCCAAGUCAGUUUUGAAGAUUUCGUCUUUUCAGAUUAUUGUUGCACAGGGUGUCACUGGCUCCUUUCCCUGGUCUGCUUUAUCAUUCGCACCAAUGUGGUUAGAGCUUACUGGCUUCACCCACAACAAAACUGCUUUCCUCAUAGGUCUGUUUGUUGUUGCCAGUUCUAUUGGGGGAUUGUUUGGAGGUAAGAUGGGAGAUAUUCUCUCCAAGCAUCUUCCAAAUUCUGGGAGAAUAAUUCUGGCUCAGAUAAGCUCUGGAUCAGCCAUCCCCUUAGCAGCACUUCUUUUGCUGGGUUUGCCAGAUGAUCCCUCCUCAAUAGUGUCUCAUGCUUUGGUUCUAAUAAUGAUGGGGCUCCUGAUUUCUUGGAACGCUCCUGCUACAAAUAAUCCAAUUUUUGCAGAGAUAGUUCCAGAGAGAUCCCGAACAAGUGUAUACGCCUUGGACAGAUCUUUUGAGUCUAUAUUAUCAUCUUUUGCUCCCCCUGCAGUGGGGAUUUUGGCUCAACAUGUUUAUGGGUAUAAGCCACUUCCUGAAGGGUCCAGUGAAUCUCAAGAGAUUUGGACAGACAGAGAGAACGCUGCAUCAUUGGCUAAGUCUCUUUACACAGCCAUAGGAAUCCCAAUGGCUCUCUGCUGCAUAAUCUACACAUUUCUUUAUAGAACAUAUCCAAGAGACAGGGAACGAGCUAAGAUGAUAGCUUUAAUAGAAUCAGAGAUGCAAUUAAUUGAAUCAGGUGCUUUAGACAUGGAUAAAGAGUUUGAGUCAGAAGAAUUAUCUAUUGCAGAGUAUGAGUAUGAUGGCGAUGGCGAUCUUGAUGGUGAAGAUAACACAUUACUCUACGGGCAGUUGACAUUUUCCAAAGAAUAGUUAGAAACACAUCACUUUUAGAUGUUUUGCCAAAUGAUAUUUUAUGUCCCAACAGAGACAGGUUUCAGGUAUAUACUACAUGGUGAAGAAUUUUUUAGAACUACAUUUUGAUCAUUUUUGUGCUUCAAUCAUACAGGAACUGUUAUACAUGAAACUAUAUACGUUUUCAUAGCUAUAUCUCCCACUCUUUUGAGGGAAUAAUUCCCCGUUGUACGUAAUUCAACUUUGUAAACUUUAAUACUUUGGAUAACACUGAGUGUAUAUUUGUUUGUUUUGGCUAAUGUAAUUGACAUUCUAAUUUCUUAAAUAUCAAGUGCGGUGUGACUUACCUCGGCAAGUCAAAUAUGAGCACAGAGACAAGGAUAAUUAGAAGAAAAAGGAACAUAAAUAAUAGAUAAAAGCAACUGAAGUUCAGAGAUGGAGAGAGUAAACGAAUAGUUCUAAAUUCUUGUGCAACAUCUUUCUAUUAAUCUUACUUUUUAUAAUAAAACUUGAUUGCUUUUCUGUUUUUAGAAUAUGAAAUGUAUUUCUUUAUUUUAUUUAAUACGCUCUCUAUAAGAUGGUAAAAGUAUUUGCCAGAAAAUGUAACGUUUCUCAUUAUUUAUUUUUAAAAAAAAUAUUAAAUAUGCAAUUCUUCACAACUUCACU